CAUUAAAGUUUAUUUCUCGUUUUCCGUUAAAGGGCACACCAUUUCGGAGAUUGCGCACUUCUCCCUCGCUCGCAUCCUUACUUCGACCCCCCACCAUCAUCACCAACCCGCAAUUUCACCCUCGCCUUCGCUCCCCACCUCCACCGUUCUCUCUUCCUCAAGCGCUCGUGGAGGAAUUUGUGAAUUGCGCGGAGGCCCAGUAGAGUUAUUGCAAAAGGGGCAGGCGGAAACCCUGGGUUUUGUUUUGGGGGCAAUGGAGGUGGAGGAGUCCUCGCCGUCGUCGCCGUUGUCUUCGCCGUCCUCAUCCCCUUCGUCCGACUCCAUCGACCUCAACUUCCUGCCCUUCCUGAAGAGGGAGCCCAAGUCGGAGCCGGCUUCCCCGGAGCAUGAUCCUCUUCCGCCUCCGCCUCCGCCUCCGCCUCCGCCGCAGGCCGCGGCUGCAGUCGCGGUUGCUUAUGUCGACCCUACACCGGCAACGCCGGACCUGUCUUCGCCGGCGGUGAUGACGCCGCUGCAGUCGCUGCCGCCAAACCCUGACGAGGACGCACUCUUCGCGGAGUACUGCCGGCUCGCGAGCCUCUACCUGCUAUCGGCGGGGGCAGGGGCGAUCGUGCAAGCGCCGACUCCGGAGGCCGCGGCGCCGGCGGUCGUGCAGCCUGGGUCGGGUUCCGCUGUGAAGAAGCGCCGGCCACGGUCGUCAGAGUUGGUGCGGGUGUCCUCGCUGGGCAUGCGGGAUCAGAUCUAUUUCCGUGAUGUGGUGCGCCGGGCGCGCAUCACAUUUGAGUCGCUGCGUGGGCUGCUGCUCAAGGACGACGAGCGGGCGGAGGCUCUCGGGCUUCCAGGCGUCGUCGGGCUUGGGUCAACGGACCGGCGCCGCGUCCGCGCGGACCUGCGGGCCGCAGCUCUCAUGGCCGACCGAGACCUGUGGCUCAACCGUGACCGGCGAAUUGUGGGACCAAUCCCUGGGAUAUCUGUAGGGGACGCCUUCUUCUUUCGCAUGGAGCUAUGUGUUCUGGGUAUCCAUGGCCAGGUGCAGGCCGGAAUCGACUACCUCACUGCUGGCCGGUCUGCCUCAGGGGAGCCUAUAGCCACAUCUAUCAUUGUGUCUGGUGGGUAUGAAGAUGAUGAUGACCGUGGUGAUAUACUGGUGUACACCGGCCAUGGUGGCCGCGACCCCAACCUUCACAAGCAUUGCGUCGACCAGAAGCUUGAGGGUGGUAACCUUGCCCUCGAGCGCAGCAUGGCCUAUGGUAUUGAGAUUCGCGUAAUCCGAGCAGUCAAGUCUAAGCGCAGUCCUGUGGGAAAGGUCUACUUCUAUGAUGGCCUCUACAAGGUUGUUGACUUCUGGCUCGAUCGCGGCAAAGCUGGCUUUGGUGUUUACAAGUAUAAAAUGAUACGCAUUGAUGGGCAGGAUGCCAUGGGCUCUGUGAAUUAUCGUGUAGCUGAACGGCUUAAGGUGGAUGCGUUAUCUAUGCGACCAACUGGAUAUUUGAGCUUUGAUAUUUCAAUGGGCCGAGAGAGCAUGCCUGUUGCACUAUAUAACGAUGUUGAUGAUGAUAAGGACCCGCUCUUAUAUGAGUAUCUGGCAAGGCCAAUAUUCCCAUCCUCUGCAGUCCAAGGGAAGUUUGCUGAGGGGGGUGGUGGGUGUGAGUGCAUCGAGAAUUGCUCCAUCGGGUGUUAUUGUGCACAAAGGAACGGCGGUGAGUUUGCGUAUGAUAAAGCUGGUGUUCUUCUACGGGGUAAACCACUGGUCUACGAGUGUGGUCCGUAUUGCCGAUGCCCACCUAGCUGCCCAAACAGGGUUAGUCAGAAGGGACUUAAAAAUAGGCUUGAGGUGUUCCGGUCAAGGGAGACUGGGUGGGGUGUUCGGUCUUUGGAUCUUAUUAAAGCUGGCGCUUUCAUUUGUGAGUUCAGUGGGAUUGUGCUUACUCAUCAGCAGUCAGAGAUAGUGGCUGUCAAUGGUGAUUGCUUGGUGCAUCCAAACAGGUUCCCUCCAAGGUGGUUAGAUUGGGGUGAUAUCUCUGAUGUGUAUCCUGGGUAUGUGCCGCCGAACCAUCCUGCCAUUGCUGACCUGAACUUUUCAAUUGAUGUGUCAAGGGCAAGGAAUGUGGCUUGUUAUUUCAGCCAUAGCUGCAGUCCAAAUGUUUUUAUCCAGUUUGUGCUGUUUGACCAUUACAACAUGUCAUAUCCCCACCUCAUGAUCUUUGCCCUGGAGAACAUUCCACCAUUGAGAGAGCUAAGCAUCGACUACGGAAUGAUUGAUGAAUGGGUUGGAAAGUUAACUAUGUAGUCAGAGUAUCUUCUAGAUGGCAAUACCCUUUCUAUUUUUUUCCCUUUUCACGAUGUUUUCGAAAUGCUGUUCUCGGGGAUCGUUGAGGAGGUUGCUGCUAGAAGUUCCUAUGCUGAUACCUAUUUAGUUGUACUCCUUACAAUGGCCUAGGAAGCUAGCAAUCUUUGAUAUACAACACGUAUCAUAACUGCGACCGAUGUGUAAGAUAAAUAGUUGAAUCAAGUGGCUGAUAUGCUGUAGAUCUAAUAACGGUGAACUACACACGAGCUGACACGCGUUCCCAUGAAGUCAGUUUCAGCUCACUGUUGUCGAUUGGGCAUCAGCCAUUUGUUGUAUAUUUUGUGUGGCAACCUUAGCUGUUACUCCUGAAGCUCGAUUUUUUUUGCUGCUGCACGAUGCUUUACAAGGCAGACGCUGCAGAGCUGGGUUUCGAGCUUUAGUCGACUUUUUACUCGCAUGGCUGCCGAACUUUGUAUGUACAUAUAUCUGUAAAGAAAUCUGUAAAUUAUCUAGCUUCCAGAUGUACUCCCUUGUGUUGCUAAAUGCUGGUGCCUUCAUAAGUUCCCAGCCUUCAGACAACCAGUAGCCCAGAGGGUUUGCAAUGUAUAGGCCGUACAGCCAAGUUGUUUGCCGUUGCCAGGGUCCUGUGGAUUUUGUUUUUAUUUUUGAAAGGAGGGUCCUGUGGAUUUUGGCGGUGUU
Messenger RNA from Brachypodium distachyon (stiff brome), 2989 nucleotides. RefSeq names its product histone-lysine N-methyltransferase family member SUVH2. Bases 254 to 2290 code for a protein of 678 amino acids. Gene Ontology annotation, molecular function: histone methyltransferase activity; protein binding; zinc ion binding. The record is from RefSeq and is a predicted model, not a curated record. Gene Ontology annotation, cellular component: nucleus. Lineage: Eukaryota; Viridiplantae; Streptophyta; Magnoliopsida; Poales; Poaceae. The transcript has 3 exons.